This is a messenger RNA of Anopheles maculipalpis, 694 nucleotides long. RefSeq lists its product as uncharacterized. The coding region runs from base 1 to 648 and encodes 215 amino acids. NCBI's taxonomy places the organism in Eukaryota, Metazoa, Arthropoda, Insecta, Diptera, Culicidae. The transcript has 4 exons. The record is from RefSeq and is a predicted model, not a curated record.
AUGCUGGAAUCGAUGAUCAUGAACCGAAUCUUUCGGUACUUCAUGAAGUUCCACGGGUACUUCAUCGCGUUCUGCACGAUCUUCUUCACCUCCGUCAUCAUCGUGAGCUCGUUUAUGGGCCGGGACGUCCACGACGAACCGCUGUUCGUGGAAGAAGAGUUCGAACCGGUGCUAAAGUUUCCCGUACUGAUACAACUCGAAUCGGUCCUGUGGUUGACAGCAUCGGUGAUGCUGGUGGCCGGACUGUACAAGGAAAGCAAGAAUUACAUCACUCCGUUCUUGGCGCUCUUCAUUGCGGACGGUGUGGUCGUGAUCGUGCAGGAAACGGUUAACCUGUGCACGGGACGAAUGUCCGAGCUGGCCACGAUCGAUACACGCCAGCUAGUUGUGAUGAUAUUGGCAAACGUGUACGUGCUGGUCAGUCUGAUCGUGCUCUAUCGAAUGUUUGGCAAGGAACCGCUGCCAACCACACACAACAACUUCGUACGCUUCGACAACGAGCAGGACGUGGAGACGGGUACUGGCAAUGGGCAGCCAGCAACGGUAGUUCCCACAGCGCCACCAUCGACCAUCUUACCCAAUGUCAACGGUUCGUUGAACCCGUCCGGUUUCGCGAGUAAUGGUGUCACAGCACAGCACGCGACCUAGAGGGUGUGGAUGACUGACUGGAUGACUAACCGUACGCAGAAACCCU